CAGUAUUUGGAAACACCACCAGUUUCUCCUUCAAGGUGUCCACACGGUUGAAAAAAAAAAUGACUUUGUCCCGUCAGCUCAGCUAAUAGUUGAUCUAUUAACGUCAGACACACUCUCCACAGGAAAUGAUGCCACACCUUAAACGACAUUUGAGCAGGUAAAAGGUGAACACUAAGCCAGAAGAAAACGUCUUCAUCAGACUGCGUGAGUACCUGCCUGUACUUGUAUGACCUGAAUGGGGCAGCGAGGCUCCACGCAACCCGAGGCCCGGGUCCUCAUUCUGGGUCUGGACAACGCGGGCAAGUCGACCCUCCUGUACAAGAUGAAACACGACAAGUUGGUCGGCACCGUCCCCACCGUCGGCUUCAAUGUGGAAAUGUUCGACGUGAAGAGGAAAAAGAAGAACUUCGCUCUGACCGUGUGGGACGUGGGCGGCCAGGCGGAAAUGCGUCGCCACUGGCGGAGCUUCCACCAGGACACGGCGGCCGUCGUCUUCGUGGUAGACAGCGCCGACCGGGCCAGGGCGGCGGAGGCAAAGCGGGAGUUGGAGCGCACGCUGAGGAGCGAGCAGCUCCGCGGCAGCCCGCUCGCCGUGCUCGCCAACAAGCAGGACGUGGACGGCGCUAUGACCGUGAUGGAAAUCAUAGACGAAUUUAAUUUGCGGAGGAUUUGCGGCAACAGGGACUGGUUCAUCCAACCGUGCUCCGCGUCCGUGGGCUUCGGCCUGGCGGAGGCUCUCACGAGGAUCGGCCACAUGGUCAAACUCCCGUCGGAAUCUUCGGCCACGAUGAAGGAGAACAUUAAAGAUACCGUGAAUUACAUAAGAACUAAGUCUGGUAAUCAUUGAAGGUGGAUUUGGAUUUUGGACUCCCUCGGUAUGUUAACACUGACACAGUUGUGGUGGUUGUACCAGAAUUGAUUUGAGGUGCGGUCUUGAAAAGUGGGCAACAUAAUACAUCUUCCACGAUUCAAAUUUCAACCAUUUUCACUUCACUUUUGUAAGCAAGUUUAACUUGGGUAAACGUAAAUACUGUAAUUGAAACGUCGACGUCAUUUAAACUAAACAUUGAUUGCAGUUUUGAAAUCUUAAAACACUUGCAGCAGUACUUUAUCCCGUUUUCAUCAAAUGCAAUCACACUGUAGUGCACUCAUGGGCUGACGUUUUGAAAUAUUCCUUCAUAUAAAUAAAUCAAAGUUUAUUUAUAUAGCACUUGUUAUACAUAAAUCUGCAACUCAAAGUGUAGUGCAAAAGAAAAAAAAAGCAAAGUUAUGUAACGAACAUGACACUAUAUUGUAGGUAAUACAUUUCAUUUGAAUUGUGGUUUGGGGAUCCUGUCAAUAUUGGACAUAUUUACACAAUUGUAUUUUGUAAGCAACUUAGUUUGAACUGUGGCAUGCUUCACACAAAACAUGUAACAUGUCACAGCCUUUGUGUUGACGAAAAUGGACGAGAUUAUUGAAAUCUUAUAUUCAACAUUGAUAUAAAGUAUAUUGCAGUCAUACAUUU
Molecule: messenger RNA, 1507 nt
Organism: Hippocampus comes (tiger tail seahorse)
Lineage: Eukaryota; Metazoa; Chordata; Actinopteri; Syngnathiformes; Syngnathidae
Product: ADP-ribosylation factor-like protein 14
Exons: 1
Coding region: 236-847 (203 amino acids)
Molecular function (GO): GTP binding; GTPase activity
Source: RefSeq, a predicted model, not a curated record